Messenger RNA from Penicillium angulare, 1881 nucleotides. RefSeq lists its product as uncharacterized. NCBI's taxonomy places the organism in Eukaryota, Fungi, Ascomycota, Eurotiomycetes, Eurotiales, Aspergillaceae. The coding region runs from base 1 to 1881 and encodes 626 amino acids. The record is from RefSeq and is a predicted model, not a curated record. Gene Ontology annotation, cellular component: fungal-type vacuole membrane; TORC1 complex. The transcript has a single exon.
AUGCCCACCGGUACAUCCUCCCCCGUUAAGCGCCCCGGCCUCGGCCGCCGCGCUGUCUCCUCGCAUGCCGUUGUCACGCGGUCAAACUCCAACAGCGAGCUGUCGCAAUCCCCGACGUCCAAGACCACUGGUCAUAAAGCGCAUCGCCCGCAUGUCGUCGGUGGUGGCCGCCAUCAUCACCGCAACCCUUCCACCGGAAAAAACGUGAACAAGCUACAAAGAUUUCAACUACCUGCCGAGUCUAGUGGACGUCAUCACCACCGGAAGAAAUCCGCCCCAGCCACUCCCGUUGCCAGCCCCAAAGAGAAAGCUCACGUACGGUGGGACGGGGGAACAGAAGAUCAUCCCAAGAAUCAUUCGAUGAAAAGAAAUAAUUCAACACCUGCUUUACGACGAAAUAACUCGGGUUUCGGGAAAAAAGCUCUGGUUGGGGACCGACCUCUGUCGAGUGCUGGGAAGAAGAAGACGGUCGGGUUUGAGUUGGGCGACUAUGAGAACGACGACGCCGAAUGGGAAGACACCACGCAAUCCCCUGAAAGCACACGGCGCAACUCUGUCGUGCCAUCUAACCAUAGUGCAGAAAACGCACAGGUCCUGGUCGAUCCUCUCACUUUUGUGAAGCGUGCGUAUCCUCAAGUUCCCCGCGCUACGAGUCUUCCAGAUUCGAUCACCAACCGGUACCUGCGAGAGCAGACCAUACAAGAAGAGGAACGUCAAGAAGAAGAAGAGGAGGAGGAUCAAGAGUCAGACAACGACAAAACCGAACCCACUCAACAGGGUGAACAGGGUGACAUUGCAAACCGUCUUCUAAGUCCAUCCCACUCAGCAAGAGCUCCUCCCGCUAUGACUUCCAUCUCAGCGAUGGCUAAGCCAACGGACUCAGCAUCACGCAACGCCUCAUCUGUUAAUCUUACAGCUGCCCAUGAUGGUGCACGUCGUACGUUCUCUGCCACCAACAUGAGACAGGGGAACCAAGCUCCCGCUGCUUCAUCAUCCAUGGAAGGUGGUGUCUCACGGUUUAUCCCAAGCAAUAAAUCUGGGCCCCAUUCAUCAUCCCGAACUGAUUCAAAUCCGAAUACGCCAUCUUCGUUCCUUCCCCACUAUCAUCCGCAAACACCUCCGUCCCCAAAGCGUGGUUCAGCGACAGCUAUCGCAUCACCAGCGCCAAGCAGAGGCGCCGAUCUAUCACGGACACAACAGAAGCUAUGGCUUCAACGUACAGCAACGCUCAACAAUUCGCCGCCCGAAUCACAUAGUGUGUCCAGUGCAGUAUCGCCAUCAAAUCUUGACCCAACCUUUAUCGCGACGAACGGCGCACGAUCUGGCCCUGGUGCCUACGAUGCCAAUGGGGCUUUAAAUGGCGGCAGUCGUAUUAGACUACCAGGCCAAGACAACGAGGCACGCACCGUAAGAAAAGCUUACGAAAAGUCCUCUCUUGAGCUGAAUGUAGUCAGGCGAUUCCAGUCGCCAACCGGUGAUAGCUUCAAUCGACUGCGUGUUGUGACUCGACCUUCCCAAGAAUCUCGCCGUGCCGAUAAAGGGGCAGCUCUUGGGAAACCAGUGAAGUCCGCCCCUUCUUUGCCUCUUCUGCAGCACGGACGACACCCCAGCCGGCUUGGGUCGAGUUCCGAAUCAAGAUUACAGUUGCCUGACCCCAACUCUUCGGCUUCCGAAGACCCCGCAAGCCAUGGCGAGGCCUCGACCCACACGAGCCAUGCAAGAAAGUCAUCGCACCCAUCUCAGCGCAUUCUUUCUAGUUCAGAGGAGGCUGUACAUAAUGGUCCCGGCGACCAAGACUCCGAAGACUACCCACCUGUCCCCGAAAUCGCGCUAAUGCUUCGUCGCAUGUGGGACAGUCGAGAGGUCGCUACGUCGGGUUAA